UUACAUUCAUUUUUGUCGAUACAGACCCUAAAGGCUAAAACCCUGUUACUUAUCUUCCGGCCGACAAAGAAGAGAGAGAAAAUACAAUAUCGAGAAAUUCCGGUGAAACCAUGGAUUAUGGAUCUCUCUUCGUCGAUGAAACCGCUGCUCCUGUCGAAAACGCUUUUCUGGAAUUCCUCAAAAGCUUUCGUGUGGAUCCGGAUUCGCGACAUCCUUAUUAUGAAUCUGAAAUUGGAACUAUGGAAGAAAUUGAAUCAACUACUAUGUUUGUUGAUUUCUCCCAUGUCAUGCGAUUUGAUGAUACUCUUCAGAAGGCCAUUUCCGAUGAGUAUUUGAGGUUUGAGCCGUAUUUAAAGAAUGCUUGUAAGAGAUUCGUCAUUGAGCGAAGGCCUUCAUUUUUUGCUGAAGAAAACCCUAACAAGGAUAUCAAUAUCGCCUUCUAUAAUAUUCCUCUUGUGAAGCGAUUAAGAGAGUUAACCACUUCUGAAAUAGGCAGAUUAGUAUCUGUGACUGGAGUGGUUACUCGAACGAGUGAGGUUAGACCUGAGCUGCUCCAAGGUACUUUCAAGUGCUUGGAAUGUGGCACACUUGUUAAAAAUGUUGAACAGCAAUUUAAGUAUUCAGAGCCAACAAUCUGUAUUAAUGCCACCUGUGCAAACAGAACGAAAUGGGCUUUGCUUAGACAAGAAAGUAAAUUUACUGAUUGGCAAAGGGUGAGAAUGCAGGAAACCUCCAAAGAAAUUCCUGCGGGGUCUCUUCCAAGAUCACUUGACAUCAUUCUACGCCACGAGAUUGUUGAACAGGCUAGAGCUGGUGACACGGUCAUAUUCACAGGAACUGUGGUUGUCAUUCCUGACAUAAUGGCGUUGACAUCGCCAGGGGAGAGAGCCGAGUGCCGUAGAAAUUCUUCUUCUCAAUCUAAGGCGAUUGGCUCAGGAAAUGAAGGAGUAAGGGGUCUAAAAUCAUUGGGAGUGAGAGACCUCAAUUAUCGUCUUGCUUUUAUUGCUAAUUCUGUUCAGAUUGCUGAUGGAAGAAGAGAUAUUGAUAUCAGAAACCGGAAGAAGGAUGCUGAAGAGGAUGACAGCCAGCAGUUCACGCAAGAGGAACUCGAUGAGAUCCAAAGAAUGAGAAAUACUCCUGACUUUUUCAAUAGACUGGUAGAUAGCAUCGCACCAACUGUAUUUGGCCACCAAGAUAUCAAGCGUGCGAUUCUUCUUAUGCUGUUAGGUGGUGUUCACAAGAGUACAGAAGAAGGAAUUAACUUAAGAGGGGAUAUUAAUGUGUGCAUAGUAGGCGAUCCCAGCUGCGCAAAGUCUCAGUUUCUCAAGUAUACUUCUGGUCUUGUCCCUAGAUCAGUUUAUACAUCAGGGAAAUCAUCAUCUGCUGCUGGUUUAACUGCAACUGUGGCUAAAGAACCAGAAACUGGAGAAUUCUGUAUUGAGGCUGGAGCAUUGAUGUUAGCUGAUAAUGGUAUCUGUUGCAUUGAUGAAUUUGACAAAAUGGACGUCAGAGACCAGGUUGCUAUUCAUGAAGCCAUGGAGCAGCAGACUAUAAGUAUCACAAAAGCAGGAAUACAGGCGACACUAAAUGCUAGGACAUCUAUAUUAGCUGCUGCCAAUCCUACUGGAGGUCGUUAUGACAAAACAAAACCACUGAAGUAUAAUGUUGCUCUACCUCCAGCAAUCCUCUCCAGAUUUGAUUUGGUAUAUGUUAUGAUAGAUGAUCCAGAUGAUCAAAUUGAUUACCACAUUGCUCACCAUAUUGUUAGGGUGCACCAAAGGCGUGAAGAUGCAUUAUCACCUCCAUUUACUACCGCACAGAUAAAACGUUAUAUUGCCUAUGCAAAAACAUUGAAGCCAAAGCUUAGUUCAGAAGCAAGGCAAUUGUUAGUUGACUCAUAUGUGACACUUCGACGAGGUGAUGCUGCUCCAGGUAGUAGAGUUGCUUAUAGGAUGACUGUAAGACAGCUGGAGGCAUUGAUCCGGCUAUCAGAAGCCAUUGCACGAACUUACUUGGAAAUUGAGGUACUACCACGCCACGUCUCUGUUGCAGUUCGACUGCUGAAGACAUCAGUUAUUAGCGUGGAAUCAAGUGAAAUUGAUCUGUCUGAGUUCAAUGAAGAAAUUAAUGAUGGCGGAGCCAGUGGAGAUGCUUCAGGCAGAGAUGCUCAGCCCAGUCCUGCUCCAAGUGAAUCAGCUUCAGCUAAUCCAGGAAAUGAUGGCGGUCCUAAAGGUCAGGAACAGAAUUUGGUGGUAACAGAUGAAUAUUUUAACAGAGUAACACAAGCACUUGUUAUACGGCUCAGACAACUUGAAGACACUGCUGAGCAAGAGGGAAAAGGCCUUCUUGGCACCAGACAGAAGGAUUUGAUACAGUGGUAUGUAGCACAACAAAAUGAAAAAAACAGCUACAGCUCAAUGGAGGAAGCUCGCAAUGACGUUAAAAUUGUGAGGGCUAUUAUUCAGAAAUUGAUUAAAGAAGGGAAUCUAAUCGUUGUGGAUGACGGUAGGCAAGCAGCCCCGGCUGCUGGAGGUGAAGAUCAACCUCAACCUCAAGUAUCUAAAGAUGAUCGAAUCUUGGCUGUCGCUCCUAAUUAUGUCAUAGACUGAGUAUUUGUUAUGAAGAGGCAACUUUGUAGAUGGCCGAUUCCAAGGAAAGGGUUUUUACAGCAAUCUUAACUUGUGAUGGCAAAACAUAGAAGCAAAUGAUCAGUUAUGUUAACUGUAUAGCAUCACAUGUAUUUGUAGAGCAAUGUAUAAUUAUACCCACUAAUUGUUCGUGAUGAUAUGUUGUCUCAAAUAGGGGUUUUUUGUUUGGAAGGCCACAAGGCGUGAAAGAUUGGGUUGUUAGACAUUUUAAAGUUUUUUUUUCUUUUUCUUUUCUCGAAAUUGGGUACAUCUCUAUCGUACCCAUUUCUCACUUAAAAAAUCAAGUGUAUUUCGUUGAGGUAUUGGAGGAAAGAAGGCCAGAACUUUAGUGGAUUUUAUUUAGAAAGUUUAAAUUGAUUCAAAUUUAGUGAUUAGUAAAUUAAAAUUUUUGAAUUUGAAU
Amaranthus tricolor (Joseph's coat) is the source of this 3048-nucleotide messenger RNA. Its product is annotated as DNA replication licensing factor MCM6-like. The record is from RefSeq and is a predicted model, not a curated record. Gene Ontology annotation, molecular function: ATP binding; single-stranded DNA binding; single-stranded 3'-5' DNA helicase activity. Gene Ontology annotation, cellular component: nucleus; MCM complex. NCBI's taxonomy places the organism in Eukaryota, Viridiplantae, Streptophyta, Magnoliopsida, Caryophyllales, Amaranthaceae. The transcript has 18 exons. Gene Ontology annotation, biological process: double-strand break repair via break-induced replication; DNA replication initiation; mitotic DNA replication. Bases 111 to 2609 code for a protein of 832 amino acids.